Messenger RNA from Gastrolobium bilobum, 1011 nucleotides. Its product is annotated as peptide methionine sulfoxide reductase A5. Lineage: Eukaryota; Viridiplantae; Streptophyta; Magnoliopsida; Fabales; Fabaceae. Bases 18 to 770 code for a protein of 250 amino acids. The record is from RefSeq and is a predicted model, not a curated record. The transcript has 4 exons. Gene Ontology annotation, molecular function: peptide-methionine (S)-S-oxide reductase activity.
GUGCUGCGAAUGACAAAAUGGCAGUUUCUGAGAGGAACCGUUAUUAUCGGGUCUCAGUAUUCAUCGUCCUCAUUGUGUCCGUCCUCGACAAUGCUCUCUGCAUCAGGUUUCCGGAUCGGGUUUCUCAACCGGCUCGCGACCCGCCCGACCAACAGCGAUUGCAGACAGCGGUCUUCGCUCUCGGAAGCUUCUGGAGAUCCGAAGCGGUGUUCGGGUGCUUGCCCGGAGUUAUUCGGACCACAGUUGGCUACGCCGGCGGAUCUAAGCCCAACCCGGAAUAUAGAAGCUUAGGUGACCACGCCGAGUCCGUUCAGGUUGACUAUGAUCCACGGCUGAUUAGUUUUAGGGAACUCCUGGAUGUCUUUUGGUCGAGCCACGAUCCCAGGCAAGUGUAUGGCCAAGGUCCUGAUGUGGGUAAUCAGUAUAGAUCUAUUAUUUUUGUUAAUGGAACUGAAGAAUCAAGAAUGGCUGCUGUCAGCAAGGAACAGGAACAAACCAGGUCAAGAAGCAGCAUUGUGACUACUCAAAUUCUACAACUUGGAAUAUUUCACCCUGCAGAGCCAGAGCACCAGAAAUUUGAACUCAAACAGAAUACCUUCCUUCUUCAGUUAAUUGGUAACCUGCCUGAAGAGGAGCUAGAGAGGUCAAGCCUGGCAACAAAAUUGAAUGGAUUUGUAGCUGAACUUUGUCCUUCACAUAUCCAAAAGCAUAUUGAUGCGAAGAUCAAUGAGAUUAUAAAAAAGGGUUGGCCCAUUUUGAGGGAAUUGUAGUUGGCCAUAGAGGAAGCUGCUCAGAUUAUCAUUCUUCAGCUAUCGUGCUUGGCAGUACCUUUAGGUCUGUUUCAAUAGCUUGUACCAGGUGCAGGGCUCGAAAUAUCGAAAGUGCUGCGCAUAUGGUUCUCGCCAAUUAAACCAUUGCCUUGUAUUUAUUGUACUUGCAAUCCUACUCGAGUCUCCCUCAUCCAUUGAAAAUGAUACCCUUAUUUACUUGUGGUCUCUUACAUUUCCCUUU